Messenger RNA from Annulohypoxylon truncatum, 1188 nucleotides. RefSeq names its product O-methyl transferase B. The record is from RefSeq and is a predicted model, not a curated record. Gene Ontology annotation, molecular function: O-methyltransferase activity. The transcript is spliced from 4 exons. Lineage: Eukaryota; Fungi; Ascomycota; Sordariomycetes; Xylariales; Hypoxylaceae. Bases 1 to 1188 code for a protein of 395 amino acids.
AUGUCAGCAGUAGCAACAUUCGAUAAAGAGGCCCUCGCGCAGGCGGCAGCGACGAGCGAUAGAGCUACGCGUCGAAAUCUUAUUGUUGCCCUCCGCCGGAUGGCUGACUCCUUGGAAGAUAGUAUCGGUACAAUGCACAGAUAUGCGCACAUUGAGCAAGAGAAGGCCAUGAUCCAGGUAGGCCUCGAUUUAGGAAUCUUCAAAGUCCUAGCCAAGGCCAAUGGUGCAAUGACGGUCGACGAUGUUGCCAAGGAGACAGGGGCCGAUCCGCUAUUAAUGAAGCGAAUCUUACGGUUCUAUAACGCCAUCAACGUCGCACGAGAGGUAGGCCCGCACCAAUAUGAAGCCACCAACAUCACGCACAACUUGACCGAGGAAUUCUGCACAGUUGGCCUGAGCCAUUUCUGGGGCUUCGUAGCCAAGCAGUACCCGUUCAUCCCCGAGUUCCUCAAGGAGAACGGGUACCAGAACACGACGGACCCGAAGCACACGGUCUUCCAAAAAACAUGGAACACGCCAAAAACACCCUUCGAAUUGAUGCCCACUCUCCCGGAAGCCAUGGACGACUUCCACACGUACAUGGCGCUGCGGCGGCAGACCGAGCUCUCCUGGCUGACCGUGUACCCGGCGCGCUCAGAAGCAGCCGGGCUAACGGACCCUCAGCGGCCGCUGUACGUCAACAUCGGCGGCGGCAUCGGCCACCAGUGCGCGCAGUUCCGGGAGAAGUACCCGGACAUGCCGGGGCGCGUGAUCCUGCAGGACCUGCCGGACGUGGUGGCGCGCGCGCUGCCGACGCCCGGCGUCGAGAACAUGGCGUACGACUUCUUCGAGCCGCAGCCCGUGCGCGGCGCCAAGUUCUACUUCAUGCGCGGCGUGCCGCACAACCACCCCUCGCACCGCGUCAAGGUGAUCUUCGAGCGCGUGCGCGAGGCCAUGGCUCCUGACUCCGUGCUGUUGGUCGACGAGGCGAUGCUCCCGGCUACGGAUGUGGGUUAUGUUGCUGCUUCCAUUGAUCUGACUAUGAUGGGUGGCUUCGCGAGCAUGGAGCGCACGGAGGAUGAUUGGCGCGACCUUGCUGAGAGCGCUGGGCUCGAGCUGGUUCGGACUUUUACGUAUAAUGCGCUCGAGCACGAGACUGUUAUGGAGAUGCGGUUGCCGCGUGGGAAUAAUGCGGUUAGCCGACACUAG